Molecule: messenger RNA, 537 nt
Organism: Porites evermanni
Lineage: Eukaryota; Metazoa; Cnidaria; Anthozoa; Scleractinia; Poritidae
Source: the annotation of a GenBank genome assembly
AUGGCAAUAAGAAUCUUAACCUCAGUUCAAGACGAUUUUGGUUACUAUAACAACCUGGCUUUUUUACAAAGAGGUCUACAAGAAGGUCGUAUUCAAUUCCAAGGUUUCGUUAAAAAUUAUACACCUAACGCGAUCGUCUACGACGACAAAGGCCGCCUGUACGACUUUACACGCUCAGCCCAGCAUGAUAUAAGAGAAGAUAUGACCACUUAUCUCAGUGGUGUACUGCCGGGACUUACAAUGGCAGAUCUUGCACAGAUUCGGGGAGCGUUUGACUGCCUCUUCAACUACUAUUCAUACAAAGGCUUCUUGGACCAAGUUGGCCAACAGCGAGCCGAGUCGAUGAAAAUGCUGAUCUUUAACGCAGCCCAACAGUACGUGGCGCAUGUUUACUUCAACGUUAUUUCUCGUAAAACCGGGCCAGUGCAGUUCACCGUCACUGCCGCUUCCCUCACUUGCCAACGCUAUACGUACUUUCAGUUACAGGACAUAAACUUUGCAGCUGUUCUUCAGGCGCUACAAAACAUGCAUGUGUGA